AAACAGUUUCCAAUCGAUUUGGCUUGUCGAAAAUAGGGUAUAUCCGUGUGCUGCGAUGUAGUAGUUUUCCACUACAGGCAGCGAGCGCGAUCUGUUGGAACUAGUUUCCGAGCCACUUCCGAGUUUUCAGGUGUAAUUCGACAUUCGUCGUUGAUUAGUUCGCAUCUACCUAACUGUAUACUCGCGAUUAGGGAUUCGUUUAUUUUCUGUAUCGUUUGUGUCUAGUGUUUAAUUAAUUGUGUUUGUAGCUGAUUAAUUAAUACACGUUAUUCUGUGCACGUCAUCGUGAAUUAUUAUCGAAGUAGUCAUCUACCACUGAAGCUUUCCAUAUCCAGAAAAGUAGAUUCUUCAGACCUACACAACGAGGAGUUCGAAUUGAUAUCGAGCUGCACCCAAGAAGUAAAAAUGGCUGAAAUAUUUCCUGAUGUGUAUGAUAUUGUUCAUCCGACUCCGGUAUCGCUGAAAGAAUUAGCAGCCAUGGCCGUUAGCCUCGAAAUAUGGCGCUGUGAAAUCAAUAAACAUCGAACGAGCGAUACAUUGAGAAAAUUUUGGCCAUCCUGCGAAUGUGCCUCACUGAAAACCAUACUUCCUGAUUUACCGUCAACGAUCGCUGAUAUGAUUGCGAAAUACGUCAGAAAACUCGCGCUCUCAAUGCAAAAUUGGCUGAACGUUCAUUACACUAAAGUGUUUCGUUUUCAUUAUAAUUCUAAAACCUACGUUUUAAAUAAGUUCGAUGAUUUCGUUUGCGACUACAAUGGCACCGUUCAUCGUGAGAGAACAGCCAAACGUAUGAUGGAUUCUGAUAGUUUGAGUCAGGCUGAGAAAUUCAAAAUCGCUUGCGCGUAUUUUUUCGAUGACCAUAUCACACGUAUUUGGCCAUCUGUCUGCGAAAAUAUGAAUUUGAGUGAUAUCAACUUUGACGAAAACCCAGAAUUAUAUUACUGGAUUAGCUGUUUUAGGAAUAAGUCACCAAGAAUACCAGGCUAUCCAUAUGGGUCUUUUGUCGAUGAAAGAAUGUUGAAAAAAUGUAUGACCAAUGGUAGACAAUCGCUGGAGUAUUUUUGGGAUCGCAUACCUCCUAGGAGUCGAAUGCAAACAGCUGUAGACUGUUUUCAUACUAGCACACAGUCUUUUGUGAGGUUUAUUUUACCAAUACUAGACGAAGUACAGCUGGAUGAAUUUGUUAAUGAGAAUGGCGUUGAAUUGAUGCAUGCCCUGUUGCUAGAUUCUAGUCACGAUGAAACAUUUGUUUUAUCAACUUGGAUAUACAUCAGAAACAUUAUGAACUUGAGUAAAAUUACAGAUCUGGUCGUUAAAAUGUUACAAACAGAAGGUAAGGGUUUGGUAGAUCCCAGUAUUGGGGGUCGCAAACUAAAAAAUUGGCUCUAUUUGUGUUCUGAAAUAGUGAAUACUCUUCCACUCGAUUUAAAACUAACGAUAAUUAGAACUAUUUUAUCCAACAAUAAUAACAAUGUGUUGGUUGAAAGUAGAGAUGCUGGUUCUGGAUCGUGGAGAACCAUUGAAGUCCUAUUAUAUAUUCUUUCGUGUGUCCCUGUUGAGGAAAGGAACGUAUUUUGGGCAUAAAUACUGGCAUCUUAUAAUUCCGCGCACACGUUGUAAAGAUUUGAAAAGAAUUGUGGACAUGUGUUUUGAAAAUGAAGAUGAGAUUGUGGAAUUCAAAGAAAACAUGAUGACCGGAAAUGAAAGUGUUCGUCGUGUCUGUGUCUCAUUAUGGAAUCGGUGUUUUUUCGACGAGUUGAACGAAUUUGUGAAUUUUUGUUACCCCGAUACAGAAAAAGCUCGUCGUUUCAAACAGCGACUACUUCAAUCAGGUUUUUUUGGUGAAAACUGUUGUUUUAAUAUCAAAUUUCUCUAUGUAUCUAAAGAAUUUAAUGAAUUCAUCGACGAUGCUCAUGAAAAUGCUGAUCUAUCGACUAUGUCGUCGCCCAUAGUUCAAUUUCGUUUAUCGCAAUACGCUUGUGAAAAAGUUCACAAAGAGCUGAUAGAAUUUAUUGACAUGUUUGUUCCUACGGAACAAAGUACACUAAUGCAGCGGAUAAAAACCCGUAUGAUUAAUGCUGUGAAAGGAAAAUUGAUUGCCAACACUGGCAGCAGGGAUAAGAGGAAUUUAUGUAGCUGGUUUAACGAAUCUUCUUUCAAAAGGUUUUUGUUAUGGUGUUUGGGAAGUGAAUAUAAGGUUGAAAAAUUCCAGCUGGAGUGUUUUUCAGAGUUUGAGCGGAGGCGCUUUGACAGGAGGUCACGGAAGUUUUUUAAUUUUAUUGUUUUUAAAAUUUAUGAUGAAUUUGUUUUUUGAUGAAUUAAUGAUUACUCGUUGCUUAUUUUUCAUGAUAGUAUAUUGUAUACCUAAUUACCUAAGUAUCUCAUUGAUUUUUUUUGUAAUAAAAAUUAAUGCGGCAAUUUUAA
Planococcus citri (citrus mealybug) is the source of this 2424-nucleotide messenger RNA. RefSeq lists its product as uncharacterized. Bases 406 to 1584 code for a protein of 392 amino acids. The record is from RefSeq and is a predicted model, not a curated record. The transcript has 2 exons. NCBI's taxonomy places the organism in Eukaryota, Metazoa, Arthropoda, Insecta, Hemiptera, Pseudococcidae.